Messenger RNA from Linum tenue, 5248 nucleotides. Lineage: Eukaryota; Viridiplantae; Streptophyta; Magnoliopsida; Malpighiales; Linaceae. The record is from the annotation of a GenBank genome assembly.
UCGAACCAUCACAAAUCCACCCUUCCUCCUCCUCUCCUCGUUCUCGAUUUUUCUGCCAUCUUUAUUUUUUGGAAAAUCUCCGUUCUCUUCGUGCUCGUCACGAUUGGACUAAAGUCAUUCUUCCUCGAUAUUUUGUUCGUUGAUCUCCUUGGCGUGAUUCGCUGGGAAACUUGAUUCGUUGGAGGUCAAGAUCGUUGUUGGAGGUGGUGGUGGUGGCUCUGCCGGUGCUGCGUUUCCCGGUGAAUGGGAGCACGGACGGAGCUGGAAUUCUAUUAGGAAGCUCAGCUUGGAAUAGAAUACAGGGGAAUGUUGUAUUUGAAGCAGCCAAACCCGAUUAUAUGCGUCGGGAAAGGGCUGUGAUCGUGUCGCCAUUGUGGCCUGCUGAAUUUUGGUUUGCCGAAAUCUUAGGACUUGAAGUUGAAUGCGCUUGUGAUCAAUUCCCUGAGCCUGGGGCUCGGGGAGAGAUCUGCCGCCUAUUUACGAACCGAAUUCGAGAUACCAGAUAGAAGAGACAGAGAGCAAUAAACCUGCCUCCAGCCAUGGCCGAGAACGGGGGGCCUUCCACAUCUCCUCUCACAAUCAAUGGCGAAUUGCCUCGCCGUCCACCAAUGGACUUACCUAUGCAGAAAUUCAGGCUCUACGAAACACGAUCGGUAUUUAUCUUCCUUUUUCUCGGUCUUCCUGAGAUCUACUUCUAAUUCGCGUCGUCGUAUAGGCUCAGCUUCCUCUUCUCCUCGCUUCGAUGGUAGCCUUGGUUCCCAUUUUGGGAGUCGACUUUCUGAAUUGUGCUGGAACACUUGUGUCUUCUUGGUGCUUCUCUCCGUACAGGAUUUAAUAUUUCUUUUUUUUCUUUCUUAACCCUCGUUAAUUAACUGCCUUAACGUUGGUUUGGCAGUUGAAAUUCAAGUCUAGUUCGUUUGGUGGUGGAAAUGCAGUGCAGUGAUGGUCCUGCUCUGCGAUAAAAGCUUUGUUUUUUUAACAAAGAUAAGAGCUUUGUUUCUGGCUAUACUGGAUUGUUUUAGGCUCUUCAUGUAAAUGUUAGCAUUUUAUUAAUUUUGCAUAUGUUCCCCGACCGAAGGAUUAGAAAUCUUUGCCUUUGCAUGCUGUGCUGAUUUGGGUUUGCUUAGAAUUGUUUUGCAAUUUGCUUUUUUGGUGCCUCAUGCGCUCUUCUGUUUCUACGUUGUUUAGAAAUUUUACAUGAUAGGUAGGGACAAGGGUAGGACUUGUUGGAGAGUCCUGAAGAUUGACAGAUUAGAUCCUUCUGAGCUCAACAUACGUGAAGGCUCGACUACUUAUACAGAGAGUGAAUGUUCUGAUUUGUUGAGGCGGAUAAAUGAAGGAAACAAGGCCACUGGCGGUUUAAAAUUUCUUACCAUUUGUUAUGGGAUAGUUGGGUUUGUGAAGUUUCUGGGUCCAUAUUACAUGUUGCUAAUCACAAAAAGAAGAAAACUUGGUUCAAUAUGCGGUCAUAAUGUAUAUGCUGUCUCUAAGUGCGAGAUGAUUCCAAUACAAAAUUCUUCUGCACACGUUGAUACUGUUGAUUCUAAGAACGAGAGCAGAUACAAGAAGCUCCUAUGCAUGGUGGACCUCACAAAGGACUUUUAUUUUAGCUACUCAUACCAUGUUAUGCGUAGUCUUCAAAGGAAUUUGUGUGAUAAAGCAAAAGGCCAAGUCCUUUAUGAGACAAUGUUUGUCUGGAACGAGUUCCUUACUCGUGGAAUUCGAAAUCACCUUCAUAAUACACAAUGGACUGUGGCAUUAGUAUAUGGGUUCUUCAAGCAGGAAUCGCUCUCUGUUGCUGGCCGCGACUUCAAACUUACCCUCAUUGCAAGACGUUCACGUCAUUAUGCCGGCACCAGGUAUUUAAAACGCGGUGUUAACGAGAAGGGAAGAGUUGCUAACGAUGUUGAGACAGAGCAAAUAGUUUGUGAGGAUGUACCCGAAGGGCUUCCAGUGCAAAUAAGUUCUGUUGUGCAGAACCGUGGCUCUAUUCCAUUAUUUUGGUCGCAAGAAACCUCCCGUCUGAAUAUCAAGCCAGAUAUCAUAUUGUCGAGGAAGGACCAAAACUAUGAAGCAACCAGACUUCAUUUUGAAAAUCUCUCCAAGAGAUAUGGAAAUCCAAUUAUCAUACUGAACUUGAUUAAAACACGGGAAAAGAGGCCGCGAGAAUCAAUUCUUCGUACAGAGUUUGCUAAUGCUAUUAGUUAUAUCAAUAAAGAUUUAUCAGAAGAGAACCGCCUACGGUUCCUUCACUGGGACCUGCACAAACAUGCUCGGAGCAAAGCAACCAACGCUCUAUUACUUCUAGGGAAAGUGGCUGCAUAUGCGCUGACCUUAACAGGUUUCUUUUACUGUCAUGUAACACCCACUUCGGAACCUGAAGGCGGCCUUGGUUUCUCAUCAUCCGGGAAGGCUGAAAAAGGAGCUAUGUUUCCGCAGAAACAAUUUGAUAAUGGUCACGAGGAUACCAAUAACUUAGAGAGAAAGUUAAGUGGAGUUGGUAAUGUUGCUAACGACAAUCAUUCUGCAAAGCAACUGAUGUUCCAGAAUGGAGUCUUGAGGACCAAUUGUAUAGAUUGUCUCGAUAGAACAAACGUUGCACAGUUUGCAUAUGGCUUGGCUGCUCUUGGAUCCCAGCUUCACACUUUAGGAGUAUUAGAUUCUUCCAAGAUGGAUCUUGAUGCACCUUUGGCUGAUCAUUUGAUGGGAUUUUAUGAAAAUAUGGGUGAUACACUUGCCCAUCAAUAUGGAGGCUCAGCUGCUCACAACAAGAUAUUUUCGGAGAGACGGGGUCAGUGGAAAGCAGCAACCCAGUCUCAGGAAUUCUUCCGAACUCUUCAAAGAUACUACAGCAACGCAUACAUGGAUGCACAGAAACAAGAUGCUAUUAACGUAUUCUUGGGUCACUUCCAGCCACAGCAUGGGAAACCUGCACUGUGGGAGUUAGAUUCAGACCAGCACUUGAACUUAGGAAGUAAUGGCCAUGACAUUGAUACCAGGUCAUUUUUCAAAAGGUCAUUGUCAGAUGGAAACAUUCUUCGCCACAGUUGUUCCCCAGUAUCUGCUCCAAAUCUUGACCGAAAUAACUUUUCGAGAACAGCUUUUCCUGAACAAUGGCAUGGAGCAGCCAACAUUCACUCAGAGUCUUCCCCUGAGAUAUCAACCUGUAAUGCCAAUUUGGCAUUUUUAAGGCACACUUCCCAACUACCUCACAGGCAGCUGUUUGGAGACAUACAAAGAGAUCAAAUCCAUGAAAGUGAUCAUAUUUACUUUUCUGAAGACACACUUAAUUGGUCAAAUUUUGUUGAUCUGGACUGGCUGUCCUCAUCCGGGAAUUCAUUUGAAGAUGAGCCAUUUGAUAGGACAUCAGUGCUCACAAACUCCCCAAGCGCUGGGCAGUCAUCAGAUAGUUGCGUCACAAAUGGAAUGAUGACCAGGGAGCCAACCCCAACUGCUAGUGAAUAUGGAUCCAUGAGGGUGGGACCGGAGACUGAAAUGGAGUUAUCUGUUGCUAGUAGUUCACAGCAUCCCACUGCGUUGGAGGACUACUCGGAUAGUUUCGUUCAUUGGGUAAACUAUGGAGAAACACUCUGCCAUUGAGAGAUACCUACUGCUUGUAUUCAUCACAAGAUGAUUACUUCCUAUCCACCUUAUGACUUCACCUGAUCACAAAGAUUUUAGUUGCUGACACGCCCAACAAUAGGCGGUAAAGAGGUUAACAAGCGUUUAGUAGCAAAGGUUCCCGGUCAAAGAAAAGGACAUCACACAACACUUGAAUUAUUUCAACAGAGGAUACUCACAGGACGCAAGCAAAGAUGGAAAGAACCAGCACUAAACAAAGAGUAAAUAGCCAAACAAUUCAGAGAAAAAACCAGAGUAAAAGGCUUAUUUUUGUUGUUGGAGGUGUUUCUGUCCUGUAAAGUUAGGGGGUGUUAUGUAAAUAUGGAGGUCGUGAGUCGUGACAUUAAUUCUUUUGCUUCCUUACAUGUUUGAAUGAGUUGUAGGAAGAAGGAUGGGUAGGGUUGUUUGAAGGUAACAUUUUGUUCGGGGAUGGGAAAAGUGUUUUGAGAUUAUAUAGGAACUAAUGUGAUGGUUCAUGGUUGAGGUUAUGUGGCUGCCAAGCAGAACUUGUUGAUGUUAAAUAUCUUGUCCUGUAGCUACUAAAAUUACUUGGGUUGAUCUCUGUAUUGUCUUGUCUGGUUUCUUUAAAGUAGAACCAUAUUCUUCCUUUUUCUUUCUUCCACCAGUAAUAGAAUACUGCACAAUGUUUUCUAUUAUGCCAUCUGUCUCAUCAUCAGGCGCACCAUUUAUGUAUGGUCUUUCUUCUGGGUAACACAAGGGCAUCAAAGUCCAAAUCUGGUCCAGAUAAAUUAAGGCAGCAAAGCAAUCACCUAUCACCUCAUAUGAUCCUCUGAAAUUCUCAAGGUCAGUUUUCUAGUGUCUAUUAUCAUGUCCAUGAAGACUCAAGGCAAGGCUGUUCACGUAAUCAUGAAAUACUAAAACAUAAGGUCCCAAACCCUAAUUCGCAGGUCACUGCUGGCUUCAUAAUAUGUUGAGCCAGAUCCAGCUGUGAUGUUCAAAAAGAUUCAGCUAAGAAUGGGGAAGAUGCGAGUGAUGUGGUCCAAUGGGACUGCAUCGCCAGAGUUCUUCUUGAGCUCAGGAUGGUUGAAUUCUGUCUUUGGAAGAGCAAUGAUUUGUCCACCACCUUGGCCCAUCUCUAAAACCCACCCAUAGUUUACCACUUGCUGUUCAAGGAAUUUAUCCAGUGCCAAGCCUUCGAUGUUGAUGGCCUGAACUAAGACGGACCUAGGAACCUUUUGGUAGGUCAAGGAAAGGACGUGAACCGCAUAGGCUUGGAUAGCUUGCUCAAACCCUGCCCCAAGAGAAACUCAAAUCAUAAACAAAAUGCAACAGACAAAGCAUAUCAGUAAGGUGCAACUAAAUUUUUUGACUUGUAAAAGUAGAUCAUAAUGUAGGGUUGUCCAAGUAAAGCUGAUACAAACAUGUGUUCACAAAUAAGCACUCAGGACUGAAGCCAUGCCAUUCAAAAAGAUGUCACAAGUCUCAAUCCUCUGCAUCAGACUAACAUGCAAGAAAAUCAUACUUUGCCUAUCAAGUGGCACAACAGAAUAUGACGAUUCACAUCAUACUCACAGGGACACUUAAAACAGAACAGAACUAAAAGAACCUAAUGAAUAGUAGCAGAUCAAUACCUGGUACAGCUUCAACAAUAUGUCGACUCUUAGCU